CUCCUCUGCCUUCUCUCAGGGUCCCACAGCUCUCCAGGAGGAUGAUGGCGUCCUGCGCAAGGCGCCCUCGCCGUCCCUGCCUCCCCGAGAGGCGCUUUUCUUGGCGCUUGGUCGGGAUUCUUUUGGUAGCCCCAGUGCUCCUGCUCACUCUAAAUUCUGAUGCCUGUGGUGACCCACCAAAAUUCGAAACUAUGAAGCUCAAGGGUACCCCUAAAAAGUAUUAUGAAGUUGGGGAGAGAAUAUAUUAUGAGUGUCAUCAAGGGUACUUCACUGUAUUUCCCGUCAUGGCUUACUGUGAGCAAAAUCACUCAUGGUAUCCUCUCCAAGAAGCUUGUAUGAAAAAAUCAUGUCAGAAGCUAACACUCGAAAAUGGCGAAGUUGUCGCCCCAAAUGUAACCUUCUCAUUUGAUCAUGAAGCUCACUUUUAUUGUGAUGAGGGUUACUACUUACUUGGACACCAAGUUAUAGUUUGUAAACUUCGUGGAAAUGAAGUGCAUUGGAGUGACAAACCCCCAGAAUGUAAAAAGAUUUACUGCCAACCACCUGCAGCAAUAAGAAAUGGAAAAUACAGCAACAGCCACAGAACUAUAUUUGAAUAUAAUGAAUUAAUAACUUUCACUUGUAAUCCUUCAGAAGGAUCAGAUGAAUUUUCACUUGUUGGAGACAGCAAACUUAUUUGUAUUGGGAAUAACAGGUGGAGCAGUGACCCUCCUCAGUGUAAAGUGGUCAAAUGUGAACAUCCAGUACUUGUGAAUGGAAGACUGGUAUCAGGAGUCAGAGAAAAAUAUUCCUACCAAGCAGUGGUUCUAUUUGAAUGCCUCCCGGGUUUUUAUCUUAAUGGCAGCAACCCAGUGUUCUGUGGUGAGAAAAAUACUUGGGAACCUGAUAUGCCGACAUGUAUUAAAGGUUUCAAGCCUACUCAUCCAACCAAACCUCCAGUUUCAAAGUAUCCAGGCUAUCCCGAGCCCAAGGAAUCAGUAUUAUUAGAAGAAUUUGAAGAAUUAGACGCAGGUAUCAUUGCUGUGAUUAUUCUUACUAUCCUUGUUGGCCUUGCAGUACUUUGCACCUGCCUGUACAGAUGUCUUCAAAGAGAGAGGAAAAGGUAAAUUAAAGGACAUUUCUUCUAACUUA
Molecule: messenger RNA, 1131 nt
Organism: Hyaena hyaena (striped hyena)
Lineage: Eukaryota; Metazoa; Chordata; Mammalia; Carnivora; Hyaenidae
Product: membrane cofactor protein-like
Exons: 10
Coding region: 42-1106 (354 amino acids)
Biological process (GO): negative regulation of complement activation, classical pathway
Cellular component (GO): cell surface
Source: RefSeq, a predicted model, not a curated record